CAAAACUGACAGUGACAGCUGUCACUAGUUUCUUUUUGUGCUAUCUGUCAGAAGACGCUAGCAGUGUUUCCAAAAUGGGUCGUGUAAGGACUAAGACUGUCAAAAAAGCAGCAAAAAUCAUCAUUGAGAAGUACUAUACUAGAUUAACCCUCGAUUUUGAUACCAACAAGAGAAUAUGUGAGGAAAUUGCUAUCAUUCCAACCAAACCUCUUCGUAAUAAAAUUGCCGGUUUCGCCACCCACUUGAUGAGACGUUUAAGGCACUCCCAGGUCCGUGGAAUCUCCAUCAAGCUGCAGGAAGAGGAGCGUGAGAGACGUGACAACUACGUACCAGAGGUCUCUGCCCUUGAGCAUGACAUCAUCGAAGUUGACCCUGAAACCAAGGAGAUGUUGAAGAUGUUAGACUUCAACAACAUCAACGGUCUUCAGCUUACGCAGCCAGCCACUCAGGGUGGUUACGGGGGCAGACGUAAUUAAGAAUAAACUAUAAAACAUA
Aricia agestis (brown argus) is the source of this 495-nucleotide messenger RNA. RefSeq names its product 40S ribosomal protein S17 (gene RpS17). Gene Ontology annotation, biological process: translation. The transcript is spliced from 3 exons. NCBI's taxonomy places the organism in Eukaryota, Metazoa, Arthropoda, Insecta, Lepidoptera, Lycaenidae. Gene Ontology annotation, molecular function: structural constituent of ribosome. The coding region runs from base 75 to 476 and encodes 133 amino acids. Gene Ontology annotation, cellular component: ribosome. The record is from RefSeq and is a predicted model, not a curated record.